Molecule: messenger RNA, 1326 nt
Organism: Schistosoma mattheei
Lineage: Eukaryota; Metazoa; Platyhelminthes; Trematoda; Strigeidida; Schistosomatidae
Source: the annotation of a GenBank genome assembly
UGCAAAUCGCGGUUUUUGUGGUAAUUGUGAUUGUCAUGUUUCGCAUUUCUUCGUUAUAUAUUUCUGUGAUGUCUGACACUGUUUAUCAACUAAACUAAAACCGUAUAAUAACAACACCGUGUUUUCUAUGGUUUCAUUAUUAGCUUCAAUCCUGUCAUGUUCACUGGAUAUUAACUUUCGGUUUUAUACUUGAUUACCUCAAACUUUGGGAUGUACAGUGAUGGCUGCGUAGAUACGACCAUCAAAAUAAAUAUUACAGUUCACGAUGAAGGAUAUAGAGGAACUCGCUCUAAGGACGUUUCUCCUUUGAAAUUUAGAUAAUGCUGUUCACUCGACCUCACAUAACCAGAAUUGUCUGAAAAGUUGACGUCUCAUAUCUGGAAGCUUGUCAAAUCUUCUAAUUGUCUUGUAAAUAUAUCUAUAACAGGUUCAUGAUCAAAACGGAGGCUUUCAGAAUAGUCCUCAACAGUUGUCAGUGCAAGUUAUUGCUCACAUUGUCACUGCUGUUUUACUUUAUCUCGUGUCGUAAAAGUAACUGUGUGCUGCAAUGUCGUUAACGCUUGCAAGUUCUUUUUCGCUCUUACUCAACAAUGGUAAUUAGCACGUGACUGCACCUAUUGUCGCAAAAUAGGAACUUGCGAGGACUCCUUUUCGUGCCAGCCUCAGUGCUGACCUGAAGACCAGCUCCGGCUUCAUGACAUCGACAUGAUGGACGACUCAGAAACCUACAAAUUAUGGAGGAUUCGUAAAACCAUUCUCAAGAUGUGCAAAGAUAGGGGUUAUCUAGUAAUGCCUAAAGAAUUAGAGCAAUCACUCGAAGAUUUCAAAGCAACAGUCGGAGAUCCACCAACGAGAAAGGAUCUUCUCAUGGUUGUUAACCAUGAAGAAGAUCCUGCUGAUAUGUUAUAUGUGUUCUUUCCAGAAGAAGAAAAAGUUAACAUGAAGACUGUCCGGGCAUAUUUGAAUCAAAUGCAACAAGAUAGUACUUACAGAGCAAUUUUGGUCCUUCAAGAAAAGGGUCUCACACCUUCUGCAAAAACAGCUAUUGCGGAACUUUCGUGUAAAUACACUUUGGAGUGUUUCUUUGAAAAUGAACUAAUGGUCAAUAUAACGGAACAUCAGUUGGUUCCGCAACACAACGUUCUCACACAGGAAGAAAAGAAAGAAUUGCUCGAACGAUAUAGGUUAAAGGAAAAUCAACUUCCCAAAAUGCAAGCUAGCGAUCCUGUUGCUCGAUAUUAUGGUCUAAGAAGAGGUCAAGUUGUACGAAUUACUCGGCCAUCAGAAACAGCCGGACGAUAUAUCACUUAUAGGAUAGUUUUGUGA